Messenger RNA from Epithele typhae, 1758 nucleotides. RefSeq lists its product as uncharacterized. The transcript is spliced from 6 exons. Gene Ontology annotation, biological process: protein phosphorylation. The record is from RefSeq and is a predicted model, not a curated record. Gene Ontology annotation, molecular function: protein kinase activity. The annotation marks the transcript as partial. NCBI's taxonomy places the organism in Eukaryota, Fungi, Basidiomycota, Agaricomycetes, Polyporales, Epitheliaceae.
AUGGCUGGCGCACUCUUCCGUUGCUCCCCCGGCGAUUGGCUCGCGACCCAUGCUGUUCUCAGCAAGGACUGGCCCGAAAACAUGGUCGACAACGUCACUACCUGUCUCAAAAACACUCCGGGUGACGAUGGGCAAGCCAUUCUCGACGACGACGGUUGGGUCGCCAUCAACGCCUUCCCCGACUCCGAUGACGAGGCCAUAACAUUCUCCCACUUCGAGACGGCCGGCAGGGCGAUCGCCCAGGCCGUAGGCAAGAUGCACCCCGACUCACCCCCCACCCGUCCGUCCAUGCGUUCCUUCCCUGUCGUCGAGGGCUAUCGGCUCCAUCCCGACAAUCCCCGCAUUCUUUUACGCCCUCGUGUUGACAAACCCCCAUCCUGUACAGACGCUCCUUCGAAUGUGAAGCUUUCCGGCGACCGCCUCGGAGAAAAGCGCAGACCGAACGAUGGAGCCGAGUGCCGGUAUGCCUCAGACGAGAUCACAGACACGGCGACGAUCGGAGAGUUCAGACUAUACGACUCUACCACCGGAAGGGAAGACAACGAGCAGAGGCUGGCCCAGGCAGCGACCGAAGUCCUGUUCGGCGAUCCCGGUAGACGCCAUAUCAACGGCAUCACCAUCUCGGGCAACAACCUCCAAUUCUUCAGCUUUUCGCGCUCCCAUGUCCAGUGCUCGACCGGCUUCGACUUCCACAAGGAGCCGCAGAACCUCGUCUGGUUUCUGGUUUUCGUGAUGUACGGCUCUCUAGAGGCCCUCGGCUAUGACCUCUCGGUUCAACGCAUCCCUUCCAAGACCGGCGACGGCACGGACAGGGCCAAGUGCGACUUCCGUUAUUGGAUCGAGGGCCGCGCGUUCCUCACGGAGGGCGAUCCCAUCUCGCACGAAAGCGCAUACAACGUCUCGUCCCGCGCGACUCGGGUCUGGAAAGUAAAGGAGGUAAAACUCACACCCGAGGGACGGGUGCCCGAGUUCUUGGAGUUCCUCGACGGCGAGAAGGUGCUGAAGGAUGUCUGGCUGUACGAGGAUGCUAGGUUGGAGCACGAUAUCCAGGGGGCGAUCUUCCAGAAGCUGGACGACAGCGCCCAACAGCAUUUCCUCAAGAUCCUCGUCGACAGCGUCGUCCAGCUAAGCGACGGAGAGUCGGACAUUACUGCCAUGUGCCCAAACGAGAAGACGGAGUGGACCCAAAUCUACUAUGUACCGUCCAUAGCCCGACGAGACGUGAUCGCUAGCCAGAAGCCCGCACGGCCCGAGCGCAACGCAUUCCCACGUAUGCUGAAAAGCCGCCACCGCAAGCACGUCCGAACGGUUUUCGAAGGGCGCUGUGAGAGCGUGUAUGAGCUGAGGGACUUCUCUAGCUUCCUCCGAUGCGUCGCCGGUUGCGCGAAGGCCCUGGACUUGAUGCGCGAGGCCGGCUACGUCCAUCGCGACGUCAGCGCUGGCAACUGUCUCUAUGAUCCGGUUGCGAAAUUUGGCAGGUUGGCAGACCUGGAGUACGCAAAGCCAUACGAGGACAUUCCAGCUUCUGAACCCAAAGUUGGUACUCCCGAUUUCAUGGCCGUCGAAUACCAAGCCGAGACGUGGUUAUUCGGUGAUCAGGAUGGCUUUCGCGGCAUCACCGCUGACGACGCGCCCGGCCAAUCUCACUGUGAUGCACUCCGACAACCCUGGACACUUCCCGUGUUCAUCGUACACUUUCUCCACGACCUCGAGUCGCUCUACUGGGUCUAUGUCUGGUUCCUCCACUUCCGCAUCCCU